Aspergillus mulundensis is the source of this 909-nucleotide messenger RNA. RefSeq lists its product as uncharacterized. Lineage: Eukaryota; Fungi; Ascomycota; Eurotiomycetes; Eurotiales; Aspergillaceae. The transcript has a single exon. The record is from RefSeq and is a predicted model, not a curated record. The coding region runs from base 1 to 909 and encodes 302 amino acids.
AUGCGCCCACUCCUCAUAACCCUCGACGCCUUCAACACCCUCAUAACCCCGCGCCUUCCCAUCCCAGCCCAAUACGCCUCCUCCGCAGCAAAACACAACAUCCCCCUCUCCGCCUCAACACUACAACCCGCCUUCCGCUCCUCCUUCAAAGCGCUCUCGGCCUCGCACCCAAACUACGGACGCGAGCUUGCCCUGCGCGGGGACUACGCGGGACCGCGACAGUGGUGGGAGGACGUAAUACGCGGGUGUUUUGAGCGAGCGUUGCGGGAGAAUGACAGUCCCGAUUUGAGGGGGAAAGCCGUGCCGGAUGCCUUGGUUGAGGAUUUACUGGACCGGUUCGCGAGUAAGAGGGGAUAUAGGCUUUUCGACGAUGUAGGGCCGUUUUUGAAAGCGGUCAGGGCGCAGAGCAGGAAGGUUGUUAUCGGGGUUGUCUCGAACUCGGACGAUCGGAUUUCGUCCGUGCUGGAUUCGCUGGGUGUUUCUGUACGCGAUGCACGUGCCGGCGAGGAGAAGACGGCUUCUGGGCAUGACUUGCCUGGGUUUGAGGGGGAGAGAGAGACCAAGACGGCUCAGGACCAGCACCGAGAGCAGAACGACAUCGACUUCAUCCUAACGAGCUACCAGGUUGGUGCUGAGAAGCCGGACCCGUUGAUCUGGGACGUGGCGACGCGUACGGCGAAUCGAUUGGCUGGUGAAUCUGGAUCUGGUACAGGGCCUGAUGGCUGGGAGUGCAUUCAUAUCGGCGACGACUACGGCAAGGACUAUCGCGGCGCUGGUAAUGCGGGCUGGGGGGCGUACUACCUGGCGCGGGAUGCUGAGGCCGCCGCACAGGCCCCGGAGGGUACGAGGGUGAUUACAUCGUUGUUGGAUCUUCUACCAAAGCUGGGAGCAAGUGAUUCUCAACAAUAG